This is a messenger RNA of Cyprinus carpio (common carp), 1129 nucleotides long. RefSeq names its product BOLA class I histocompatibility antigen, alpha chain BL3-7. Gene Ontology annotation, biological process: immune response. Lineage: Eukaryota; Metazoa; Chordata; Actinopteri; Cypriniformes; Cyprinidae. Gene Ontology annotation, cellular component: external side of plasma membrane. The record is from RefSeq and is a predicted model, not a curated record.
AUGUACUGCUUUUGCUCCUUGGAAGCUCAUCUGGCCUAUGCUGGGUGCGAUGGAUCGCGAACGCACUCUCUGAGAUACUUCUACACUGGGGUGUCUUCUGGAAUCAUUGACUUCCCAGAGUUUCUGCAGUUGGUCCUGGUCGAUGAAGGCAGGUUUAUGUACUUUGACAGCAACACAAGAAAGGCUGUGCCAAAGACAGAGUGGAUCAGACAGAAUGUGGGAGAAGAUUACUGGGACAAAGAGGCUCAGAUUGAUAUUAAAGCACAUCAGAUCUUCAAAAUCAACAUCCAGAACAUAAGGGUACACUUCAACCAGUCAGCAGGUGUUCACUCGUGGCAGCUGAUGUACGGCUGUGAGUUGGAUGAUGAUGGCACCCAACGAGGAUACUAUCAGUAUGGUUAUGAUGGAGAGGACUUCCUCAGUCUGGAUAAGAGCACCCUCACCUGGACUGCUGCUAAUCCUCAAGCUGUCAUUACCAAGAACAAAUGGGAGACUAAAGAAAGACAGUUUGCAGAAUACUGGAAAGGAUAUCUGGAGAACACAUGCAUUGAGUGGCUGCAGAAGUAUGUGAGAUAUGGGAAGGACACUCUGGAGAGAAAAGUCUCUCCUCAGGUGUCUCUGCUGCAGUAGUCUUCCUCGUCUUCAGUCAAAUGUCAUGCCACAGGUUUUUUCCCCAGUGGAGUAACAAUCUCCUGGCAGAAAAAUGGACAAGAGCAUCAUGAGGAUGUUGAUCUUGGUGAGCUUCUUCCCAAUGAGGACGGGACCUUUCAGAGGACGAGCACCAUCAGAGUUUCACCUGAGGAGUGGAAGAACAACAAGUUCAGCUGUGUGGUGGAGCAUCAGGGCAAAACCAUCAGAAGCAUUCUGACAGAUGAUUCUUCAGCUUCUGUCCCCAUCGGCAUCAUUCUUGGUGCUGUUGCUGGUGUCCUCCUGUUGAUUGUCACUGCUGUUGCUGGAUAUAAGGUCUAUCAGAAAAAGAAAGGCUUUAAACCUGUCAAUGCCUCUGAUGAUGGUUCAAACAGCUCAGCUCGUUCAGAUACAAAAACAUAAAGAUGAGAUGUUGACCAGAUGAGUGCAAGAGAUGAAGUAAAAAUGAGCUCAUCCUGCUGUCCAUCUUGUUUAUAACACA